GAACAGCCGCCCGGACACACUGUAACCAGGGGAGGCUCCGGGUGCUGCGACUGGUGGCGGGGGCGCUGCUCCCACCGCUCAGCACAGCCGGGAGCUGCGAUUUACUGCUGCUGCUGCUGCUGCUGGGAGCCGGGAGCCACCGGGCGGAGCCGGAGACUGCAGUAAUCAAGGCUCCAGAAGACGUUACUGCUGCCUCCAUUGUGAUCUGGAGACCUGCUGCUCUGUGUCAGGGAGAGACCAGAGAAACCAACAGGGGACUUUCUGCGGUGGCUGGAACCAGCCCCUGGGGCAGCUCCGGGCUCUUCCACCACCAGCCCCGGAGCCGGAGCCUGCAGGGGCCAGUGACCUUCAAGAAGGAGACUCAUCAUGCAGGAGAAUUGUGAGAAUGUGACCUCACUGGCAGGUGAUGUGAUGGUGAGUGAGAAUGAGGACGAAAGUCCUCAGCAAAAAAGUCUUGAGCAAGUGGAACCAUGUGGGAUAUUGCUGGGAAGACCUGAAGAGGGUAUUUUCCAAAGUUCUGAGCUGGGAGAAUCCUGUGAGACUCAACACAGGCCAGAGGGGCAACUGGGAAACCCCCCAGGAGAUGGACAGGGAAAAUCCAGUCACCGUGGGGGAGAUUUGAAGGACCUCAAUGGGACCACAGUGCAGCUGAGAAUCAGCACUAAAGUGAAACGGCAUGAAUGUGCUGAGUGCAGGAAAAGCUUCAACCAGAGAUCAAACCUGAUUGUACAUCAGAGAGUUCACACAGGAGAGAGACCUUACAGCUGCCCUGACUGCAGGAAAAGCUUCAAGCAGAGUUCAGACCUUCUUCGACAUCAAAGAAUUCACACAGGAGAGAAGCCCUACCGAUGUCCCAUCUGUGGGAAAAGCUUCAAUCAGAGCUCAGAACUUAGUAAACAUCAGAGAACCCACACGGGAGAGAAACCCUAUAAGUGCCUUGAGUGUGGGAAAAACUUCAAUCAGAGCUCAGAACUUGUUAAACAUCAGAGAAUUCACACAGGAGAGAGACCUUAUAGGUGCUUGGACUGUGGAGAAACCUUUAGCCAGAGCUCACACCUUACUGUGCAUCAAAGAAUCCACACGGGAGAGAGACCCUAUAAGUGCCCCAAGUGUGGAGAAAGUUUCAGUGUGAGAUCAGCCCUUACUACACAUCAAAGGAUCCAUACAGGAGAGAAACCCUAUAAAUGCCCCAUCUGUGAAGAAAGAUUCAGUCAGGUCUCAGCCCUUAUAACACAUGAGAGAAUCCACUCCGGAGAGAGACCCUAUAAAUGCCCCGACUGUGGGAAAAGCUUCACGCAGAGCUCAGCCCUAAUUAGACAUCAGAAAACCCACAUGGGAGAGACACCCUAUAAAUGCUUAGACUGUGGGAAAAGCUUCAAGGUGAAGGUCUCUCUAAUGUCCCACCUGAAACUUCACACAGGAUAGAAGGUGUCAGGAGCUUUCCCUGAAGGGCAGGUGUGGCCAAAUUCAGUGGGCUAUUCAUUUGUAUUGGAGCUUACAGGAAAAGAUCAUUUGCAUCGUCUAAAUUGCCAGCAGAAGAGAAGGUGAGGCAGCAUAGAGGCAGACAGCAUGGGAUAGCAUCCACCCCCAGCAGGGAAAAGGAACUGUAGCUGGGGAGACAUGUCAGAAGAAGACAUUUCUAAGGUUUACUGGAUUAUGAAGAGACAGGGAGCAAAUCCCUAAAAUAUCCUUCAGCUGAGAAGACAAGGAAAACCAGCACCUUGAACUCCGACAGCGGGGUUCUGGCUGAAAGCUAGCCAGCCAUUGCUGGGAAUGGAAGACUAGUGAGGAAACUACCUUGUACAAAGAUUGGUGCUUGUUAAGUUAGCUCCUAGCCAUUAGGAAGCGUAAUUUUACUUUUGUUUGUUUGUGACCCUUUCUGUCUUUAUUCCUUCUACCAGGUAUCACUUAGGGCUUGGCUACACUUGCAAGUUAGAGCUCAUUAAAGCAUUCCCAGGCACCCUAACUUCCGAUUCGUCCACACUGGCAUGGCACCUAGAGCACCUGGACUCUGCAGCUGGAGUGCUCUUGAUAAUCCACCUCCAUGAGAAGCAUAAAGCUUGCUGCUCGCCCGAGCAUCAGUGUGAAUAAGGUUUUGCAUUACUGUGCUUUGAUUGGCCUCCAGAAACGUCCCAUAAUCCCCUUAAGUCAAGUGGCACUCUUAUCAUUGUUUUGGAAUCAGCUGCAGGAAUGCGGAUAUGCCCUUUCAAAGCCCCGCUUCUGACAG
Messenger RNA from Mauremys reevesii (Reeves's turtle), 2227 nucleotides. Its product is annotated as zinc finger protein 239-like. The record is from RefSeq and is a predicted model, not a curated record. Gene Ontology annotation, molecular function: RNA polymerase II cis-regulatory region sequence-specific DNA binding; DNA-binding transcription activator activity, RNA polymerase II-specific. The transcript is spliced from 4 exons. Gene Ontology annotation, cellular component: nucleus. The coding region runs from base 367 to 1425 and encodes 352 amino acids. NCBI's taxonomy places the organism in Eukaryota, Metazoa, Chordata, Testudines, Geoemydidae. Gene Ontology annotation, biological process: regulation of transcription by RNA polymerase II.